Molecule: messenger RNA, 7087 nt
Organism: Orbicella faveolata
Lineage: Eukaryota; Metazoa; Cnidaria; Anthozoa; Scleractinia; Merulinidae
Product: sacsin-like
Source: RefSeq, a predicted model, not a curated record
UCGACCCACAUUGCAAGUAUGUCCCGAAUGCAACCGAUAAAGAACCUGGCAGAAUGUAUAAAGAUAUUGAAAAGAUGCGAAGAAAGUUCCCAGAUGUCUUCCCUUGUUAUCUCGAGGAUCUUUUUUCCAUCCAGAACUCAACAAUGUUCAGGCUUCCCUUAAGAACGAAGGAAAUGGCACAAAUUUCUGAAAUAUCGUCAGCUGCGGUAACAGUGAAGAAAUUAGACGAGAUGAUGGAAGACCUGAAGGAGGAGCUGUUCGACAUUCUCCUUUUUGUUAACAAUGUGAAGAAGAUUAGUCUUUGUGGAAUAGAUGAAUCAUCAGGGAAGCUGACGGACAGAUACUCUGUUGAAGUGCUUCUGUCCGAAGACGAUGACAAGAAGAGGAAAGCAUUCGCUGAUUGUAUCAAAGGGAUCGGGAAUCGUGCGAAAGAGAGCAACAAUUCCCUACCCACAAGCGUAAAUGUCCAAAAGUGUCUGUAUACUAUGAAGUUGAGAGAUUCAUUCGGCAGAGAGGAAACAUGGUUGAUUGUCCAACAGGUUGGCUUUAAGGAAGCGGUGGACAAGAGUGUUGUCGAUGCUUUUAGGAAACAAAAGCUGGGGAUGCUUCCUCGAGGUGGUGUUGCGUGCCUUCUGGAGAGUACAAACUCAAGGGAGCAGCGAGAAAGGAAGAAGAAAGCGUACUGCUUUCUUCCACUUCCACUUGAAACUGAUUUGCCAGUUCACAUCAAUGGGCACUUUGCUUUGGACCACGAGGCAAGGAGAAAUUUAUGGAGAGAUGUAACCGGCGACUAUAGGACUGAUUGGAAUAAUGCCUUGUUGCGCGACGUCAUUGCGUCAUGCUAUCUGACCCUUCUAGACGGAGUUCGCGCUUUCCUCCAUUUGCCUAUCGUACAGGAUCGUGCUGAAUCUCGUUCUGAAUCUCGCAGUAAUUGUAGAAGUACGACUUUACGAAAGUUAAGUACAUAUGAGGAGCUCUUUCCAAGGUUACCCAUAGAAGAUACGUAUUGGAAGACAUUGGUUGAGGCAGUCUACCAAGUGAUGAGCAAAAAGGGGAUGCGCUUGAUCCCACUAGUGAGGAAAGCGGAGGAGAAUUCUAGCCGCCGCCGUGAGGAAUCCUACGGUUCUGAGAGAGUACAGGUAGAGUGGUUUCCAUUGUCAGGUACCGGUAAAGAUAAAAUCUACUUCAACAAUCUCGAAAUAAAAGGCUGUUUUGCAGCGAAACCCCCAAAAUUUGGCCUCGAAAGCAAAGAAGAGAAAGAAGAAAGAAAAAGAAGAGAAGAGGGAAGAAUCAAGCGGAAGUCCAAAUUUGAAGAAACCUUGCUCGAGACUGAUUUAAAACUUGUCGCAUUUUCAAUGACCACUUUCGAGUCACUCAAGAAGGCAGAAGUGGAAGUGGUUUGUCUUUCACCUACUGCAGUUAUGGAUUUCUACAAAUCUUUUAGUGAUCCUGAUCCGCUUUGCCAUGUUGGAAAGAUUCCAUGCCCUGUGAACAAGACGCCAUUCAAAAACGAGCAAGGAGUGAUCCGUGUCCUCAAGUACUGCAAAGACGAUGACCAUUUUUUGAAGAAUCUCUCUGGACUUCCACUGCUUCUUACUGAGGACAACAACUUGAAUGCCUUUAGCGAAAGUAAUCCCCGAUGUCUGAGUCGCUACCAAAAUAUUUUUCCCUGUUCCCCGUCCAUUUUUGUUCACAGAGAAGUCCGUAGCGACAUUUUUAGCAGCCCUGAAUGCGUAAAGUCCCCCGUUUUUCGACCUUUGGAUGUACAAAUGUUCGCCUCGUUGUUACACGAAACCCUACCGUACAGCUACAUUAGCGAAGAUCACUAUGUGAAAUGGUGCCCAGAUGACCCAUCUGCCACCUUGCCUAAUCACCAGUGGAUCUAUAGGGUUUGGAGCUUCUUGCAAGAGUUUGUCAACGAUGCAAUGACUAAAGCAGAGAUAACUGAGGACUGUAAAGAAGAAUUCAUUCGUACGCUGCUUUCGCCACUAUCUAAAUGGUGCCUUCUUCCCGCAACGAAAACGAUCCACGUGGAAAGAUCCUCCACAUCUUUUUCUUCAAAGACUGUUGUGAACAAACGAACAUUGACAGAUCAUUUCUUGGUGCCGCUUGGUAUGGCUGAAACUGUUCUUGACUUUUCUGACUGUGGUAUCUCAGAUCGGAAUCUGGCUACUAUUGUAGGAUCUUUGGGCUUACCAAAGGUUAAUUCAGUAGUAAUUACAACAAUAUACUUGCUUACCACACCUUACACCAAACCAGAUUCGUACCAGUUCGUACGUAAUCUCGUAGCCUCUCUCAAGACACCAAAGUCCCUUCUUACAGCACUCAAACAGGCUCUAGAAACGGAUCCUCUUUCCCUUGAGGGGAAAUUACAGCCCUCACAUGCAACAGUUGUCCUAGAGUACUUUAACCGGAACGUGCAAAGUCUCACAGAUGUUGACAAAGAAAUCUUGAGGAAGCUGCCAUUUUACCCCACAGCAAGAGGUGGUCUUGCAAAACUCGAGGAGAGAAAAUCGUGUAUUAUACCUGAUGAAUUACCCGAAGAAGAGAUGGAUGUUGUGGAAUCAGUUCUUGACUGUUUGUUUUUGAAAUCCAACUCAAGCCUGUCAGAUCUUUAUGAAUUCUUGGACGUUGAAAGUGUCUCUCCUGUUGAAGCGUAUCUCGAGUUUGUUUUCAAAUGUUUUCCGUAUUUCAGUGAAGAAGGAACAUUGGCUCAUAUCAGAUAUAUUUGCCAAUUUCAUUAUUCAGGAAGUUCAAAACAGAAAAAUGAAAGAGAAAUCGGGAGGCAAAAGCUGUUAGAUUAUUUGAAAACAGUAAAGUUAAUUCCAAACAAGGACGGCACGUUGAUGACUACGUCGAGUUUCUGUGAUCCCCGAAAUCCUGUUUUCAAGUCCAUGCUAACAGAGGACGAGUUUCCACCAGACCCUUUCGCUUCAGAAGAAUGGUUGCCCUUUUUGGAAAUGAUAGGCCUGGUGCAGAAUGUUUCUAAAGAUGAUUUUCAGAGAUUUGCUACAGAAGUUGCACACGAAGCUGCCACAAAGCGAAAUAAGAAUACAUUCACGAGGUCACGUAUUCUGGUGGAUCACCUAAUCUCUCGACCCAAUGUAGUGGGUGAAGGUCUUUUACAAAUGGUCUGUGAUAUUCCCUUCGUAGCUGCAGACCCUGUUACAGAACCACUGCUAACAGUCUGUCGAGCUUUAGGCGCAACAAUGGAUGGCGAAGUUCCCUUCAUUGCAUUCAAAGGGGCAGUUUUCAAGGAUUACGAAGACAUCGUAUGGACGAAAGCACACUUGCUUCCAGGGUGGGCAGAUCCAAGGUCUCGUCAAUACGAAUUUGAUCGUCCUCAUGGUGUCAACAUCGAGCAGUACUGCAAUUCUUUUCUCGCCCAGCUCCAAAUUGUGAAGAAGCCAUCGGUAAAUCUUGUAGUUAGUCAUUGCGAAAACAUUUGCAUCCAUUUUGAACGUAAAAGCAAGAUAGAAACUGCUUCACGUGAGCAAUGCUCCGCGGUUAAGGCGGUCAUGGAAAGUAUUUACGCCUUUCUGCAAGACAACGCGACCACAGGCAAUGAAGCCAAAAGGGUUCUGGAAACUACUCCUUGCAUUUUAGUUGAAGAAGGAAGGAGGUUCAUUUUGCCCAGUCAGGCAGUCCUUGAGUUGUACGAAAGUCUUGAGAUUAAGCCAUAUCUAUACAAAAUUCCCCCCGACUUUGGCAAGUUUCAGCGAUUGUUUGGGUACCUGGGCUGUUCCAAGGCUGUUGGAGCUACCCAUUAUGCUAUGGUUUUGGAGAUGUUGCGGGAAAGUAGCCGGAAUGACAACUUGCACCAAAAUGAAUUAAGAAUGUGUUCCAAGGCGGUGAAAGGUUUCUUGGCAAGGCUUCAAGACCAUCCCGAUGAAGCGUCAGCAAUAUGUAAUCUGUACUUACCAGCGACGUUUCCUGAAUAUCUGUACCUACCAGCAAAGUUUCCAGAAACCGGCUCCUCUGAUAAGCCUCUGAAACAAAUCCCUGUGACUUUGCACAAGUCCACUGAGCUGGUUUUCAAUGAUGUACCUGCCUACGGACCAAGGAUCGCGAGGCUCAACAUACGUUUUGUGCUUGAGCUCAGCCUGCUGGAUGUCAGACCAACAUCUGCCAUGACAAACUACGAAGAGCUAAUGAUGAAAUUGCCUGUACCUUUACAACCAGUGACGCUGUCCUCUGUGGUAAAAGAAAAACUCACCGACGGUGUAAUAGUGACAAGUGGAGCUGUCAAUGCAUUGAUGACGCGGCUUUUGUCUGCUCAAUUUGUUCGGGGCAUUGUCAGAAUUAUUCGACACGUUGACUCGCAGAAGAAGCAAUUUGAUGAAGGAAUAGCCGCUGAUAUUGAAAAUGGUCUUCGAAACAUAGAGCUUUGCGCAGUAGAAAGCCUUAAAACCUCACUCUUUCACAACGGUCAACUCAUUCCCGGAAGUGAGGAUUAUGUACCAUAUCUUCAAGAGAAAGUUGUGGCGUCUGGCAAGGAAAAGUUGAAGGUGUAUUUGAAUUCUGUAACAGGAAUGAGCGACGCUAUUUCGGCUACGUCCCAGGUAAUUGAAGAGAUUUAUGGUGAGCGUCUGGGAAAGAAAAUGGUACUAAUUCCUGAGAUGCUGCGUUGUCCGCUUGGUGACAUAUGGCUUCUACUGAACAGUAGGCGCAUUCGACGAGAUGACACUUAUGAUGGAUCAGAAAUAGGCAUUUAUGCAGAGCCAGGUGGCUUCAUUCCAAUCGAGGAGCAUCAUCUGCUGAAUGACGCCUUUUUGGAAUUUGAACCUGGGGAAUAUGUAGGUUAUCAGCUGCAUGACCCGAGUCUUCAACUUGGGGAAGGAGUCGCCACGUACAUCUACGCUAUCAUUAUCAAGGAGGUCGAAGUGAUCGAUGAAGAUGCCAUUCUCUUGACAAAGAUGUACCAAAUCAACAUUGGAUUCGACAGAGAACCAAUUGAGGUCAAUGCUGCCGUCUUGCACAAAUUCCACCGUAUACAAGAUAUAUCUGAACGGGAAAAAGAACGCCCCAGAAACAGAAACAGAGAGGUGAUUUUUCAAGAGAUUUCAGGGCAACUGAAGGAUGCAUGGAGACUACCAGAAGAACAAAAGCGACAAAUCGUGAAGCGGCUAAUUCUACGUUGGCAUCCAGAGAAGAACUUGGGAGAUGAAGAAUUCUGCUCAGAGGCGUUUGAGCACAUCAAGAAUGCAAUCUCGCAACUGGGUGGCUCUUACGACGACUAUAUUGAUGCUUGGGUAACACGUGCAAUAGAACAUGGCACACGGCGUGAGGAGUACAGAGAAAGACUCGCCAAUUCGGACAGGUCCUGGGAAUCGUCAUCAUGUCACAUGCCUCCAAGGUUCUGCAUUAGAAAUCCUCAGCCUGAAGAGGCUAAGCGUUGGUUCAGACAGGCGGAAGCUGACCUUGCAGCCGGUGCAAAUGAAAUUGAUUCCAGCAGGCCUUCUUAUGAGUGGGCAUGCUUUAAAUGCCAUCAGGCAGCAGAGAAGGCAUUAAAGGCGGCUCAGUACAUGAUACAUGCUGACAAGACUAGUGAUCACAACUUGGUUCAGAAUUGCAGUGGUUUGAAUGAUUCCGAGUUAAUCAGCUUUGCCAGCGGUUUGGAGACACUUGUUGUUCGUUCGGCUCGCAUGCGUUAUCCAGAUCAGGUGUCCUUCCCCAAGAUCCCAAACGAAGUUUACUCGGCCCAGAUGGCUGACCAGGCAUUCCAGCUUUCAGAGAAUAUCUUGAUGCGGGUCAAAGACAGAAUACCCUAAGGGUGUGGCAAGUGUUUGGACUGAGAAUGUGCAACGAUUGAUGCAUUUCAGAUGUUACUGCCAAAGUUCCUAUGCACGUGUUCAUCAGUAGCUGUACAUUUAAUUGAACAAUUCAGUUUUCAAAACGUCAAGUAAUGUAUGUAGAGUGAUCCAUGUUUCAAGAAGUGCUGAUGGGGAAACAUCCAAACCCGUGCAUGUUCUCUAGCGUAGAGUUUACGGUUCUAGUACGUGUCCUUCUAUUACUUCUUAAAUCUGUAAAAACCUUCGCUCUAGGUUUUCAAAUAUUAGCCAAAGUGUAAAGACAUGACUCCAGUCAAUAUUAUUACAAUACAUAGCUUUCUUUCAUAGAGAGGAGCAUAGCUUAGCUUCAGAUAUUUUGUAACGGUAAAGAGAACAAAGAAAGCUUGCCUUUAACAGACCUUGUGUCAAUGCAGGCAAAUAGGAGACGUUCCCAUAUUGACAGUGGCAUCGGGGAAAUACUACAGUUUGUUAGUUGUUGCAUUUUGUUUUUCUUUUCGUUCUUUUUUUUUUUUCAAGCUUGUUCGCCAGCAAGAAGGCGCAGUUUUGAACGUGUUCUUGGGCAUCCUUUGAAUCACAGACCUUUAGCAAGCCUUUAGCAUUCUUAGUAGCUGGAUUGUAUUCUUAAUUUCAAGUCAGUUACAAAUUGAAAGUUCUUCCUGGUUUAAAACACGAGUCUUUUGCUAUUUGUUAGUAGGAUAUAAAGAGUAAUUAAUAUUUCAGAAUACAUGGAAUAAAAUGUAAAUGCAAAAGUUACAGAAUUAAGGCACAUGCUCAAAAUACAUACCAGUCAAACAGAGGAAACGGUAGUUAAAAAUUAGAGAGAGGUACGCCACAGAACAUGGUAUAAUUUUUGAAUUUUAAAGUAGAAAUAGCUUUUAUGUUAGUGGAUGUUUCGGAGAUCCGCAUAGUUUCUUUUUCGUUUUUGAGUGGUGUUGUAAUCAUUUUAUCGCUAUGUCGUUAAAAUACAGGGCAAAGUUAAUUCGAUGACUUUGAUGCUUCCAAGUUAGUGAACACCAUUUAGGCUAUUUUUAGAACAAGGAAACUGUGUAGCCUGUAGUAAAAGUUCGGAUUGUUUAAAUCAUUUUUUCCUACAAAAAGGUUUUUUUACUAAAAGGUUGUGUUUUUGUAGUUUAAAAAGUGAAGUCCUAAUUCCUGUUAGUAAUUAAUACUAUUAAUACUAAAAGCUCGAUAGCAUUUAACGAUUGCAGAGAUGGGUACAUUGAAAUAGGCCUAAUUAGUUGGUUGGUUGUUACAGCAACGCAGGCAAAAAAAACCCCAAUAAAACCAUGACUUUA